This is a messenger RNA of Cinara cedri, 9261 nucleotides long. Lineage: Eukaryota; Metazoa; Arthropoda; Insecta; Hemiptera; Aphididae. The record is from the annotation of a GenBank genome assembly.
CCGACACGGCCGGCGUUCCGCAUGCAAACCGCCACGCUCCUUCGCCCGGACGUCGGGCUCACUCCCGGCCCGGUAUCUACGCCGGAAAAGUUCCGUUCUGGCCACUGUCACCUGGAACUGACGCCCGUCUGGCAGUACGUGAUCAAAAAGAACCGGUUCCCGGCUGACGUCGACCGGCAAGACGUGUUUGCCGAGCUGGCCGUCAGACUGCAGCAUCCCGAAUGGCAGGUCGGUCGCGCGUUUCCGCGGUGUAUAUAUUAUAGCCAUCACCGUUUUAACGAAAUUUUUUUUGAAAACAAUUGAUGAUAAUUAUUCGUAGAACUAGGAAAUUUCCCAUUACGUUAUCGUAAAAUUUGUUCGAGAAUAGAAAAAUAUUUUCUCCUUUUAGUGACAAACACCUAAAUAUAAAGUAAUAAUUAAUGGAAUUAUAUUAAUGAAAUAACUGGUACCUAGAGGUCAAAAUAUAAUAUAUACGAAAAAACCUCACGCGCAUUUGUUGCAUUAGGUACCAGUACAUUCAGUAUAAUAUACAGGUCGAUAAAUCACGAAUACAGAAAUACAUCUACAAAAAGUCUGUUUAAUAUAUGUGUGAUAUGCGAUUUCAGAUGUGCGUGAGGAUACAGGUGAAGGAGAUACUUUCAUAGUGGCGGGCGGAUCCAAAGGCCUCGCUUCCCCACCGAAAAUAGACUAUACAAACAUUUUUACUUCUAAAAAUAAUUAAUUGUUUAUCACUUUUACAAUACAAGAUUUUCAAGGAAUAAAAACGGAAAGGAGCGAUGAAUGUAUUCAUUGUACUAAGAUGUACUAAAGGUGUUCGAUCCCAAAUAGUAGGGAUGAAUGUGAAGGAGAAGAAGAGGAUUUUAUCUUUAAAAUUUAAAAAAAAAAAAUUUAAUUUUGCUCGUUUUACUACGUAAACAUAUUUUCACCGCUGAACAAUUUAAUUUAAUUUAACGGCGGCGUUAAGUAUACCUGUACAAAUAAUAAAUUGUAUAUUUUAAUAUUUUUAAUGCAUUUUGAUGGGCAGGUAAGACUCCACGGUUCCCGAGUGUUAGCUUAUAUCGUACCGGCCAUCGGUUCUCAGCUUGACGCUCUGAUGUCCCCUACGAUACUGCCCACGGUCAUCACUAACCUUGCACAUUUUUCUCCGGCGCUCAGAAGCAGCUCCAUGGACGCAAUAUUGGUUUACGUGCAACACUCAUCGGAUCCCGAAUACAUCUUGAAGUCCAUGAUAGUUUUGGGUUUGGACGUACCCGGCGCCAAGUCAAGUCUUACAGUGAACGUUAUGGAAUGUGUUCCCGUGGUACUCCAACAAAUCGUGAAGAGGAAUGGAGAACGACCAGUGAGUAAAACCAAAAAUAAAAAUCUGAAAAAAUGUGAUGCUUUUUAGCCAUUCAAAUUUGUUUUAAAAAUGUAUUCUUAAUCAUUAUAAUAUUAUAUACUUUCCUCUUGCAAGAAGAACGAAGGUACAUGCUUUUUCUUUCUCAUAGCCUCUAUCCAGUACAUUAUACUUCCUGCAUAAAUGACCCGGUCACUUAUGCUUAUUCUCGUUCUCCACAACUCCCAUAUUAAACGGCAUUUUUCCCAUUUAUUCUACAUUCCUUUAUAUCUCAUCUGAUAACAUCCAGACUCUAGUAGUCCAGCCACUUUUUCUUUGACUUGCCUCUUUCCCGGUUAUAACCGGGAAUCUCCCCUUCACCAACACCUACAACUCUUCGACUAUUUCUAAUCGUUUCUCCUUACAGAAUCUAUAAUGCAGAUCCGCGGUCCUUAAAUUUUUUUUUUCGCGCACCACGCAUGUGUAUUAUUAAUCUGUUGCGCACCACUUUUGACUAAAAAUAGAACUAUCUAAAAUUGCAAUACAUUUCUUUCAAAUAAUAAGGCAGUAAAAUACUACAAUAUAGCUAAUUAUUUUUUAUUUAUUAAUCAAAUUGGCGUCUUACAUUGUAAAGAAUAAUAUUAUUAAAAGUAAUAUUGUUUUUAAUUUAUUUAUUCUUAGCUAUUAACGUUACUGUUUCAAACACAAUUAAAAAUAUUUAUUUAUUUACUUUCUGUUUACUACUACGUAGUCUACCCCGUACCAUCCUCUGAAAACCGUUAAUAUUGAACCAACAUGCCCAAUGCCCAUGUCAUAUCUUAAUUUAACUAUAUUUUUUCGUUUUUUUUCGCUACACCCGCUUUAUAAUAAGUAUACUACCUUAGAUACCUAUGUAAACAUUAUUUUUGAAAUUUCUGUUUACAUAAAUAAUUAACAUUUGUCAUAACAAUCGAAUUUCCAUUUGUAUUGACUUACUUUUAAACCACCUAUGUAAAUUGUAAAGUAUAUUUAUACGAGUAUAUAUUAGGUAUUAUACCACUUGUUGUUUGUUAAUUAUUUAUUAUAAUUUAAUAUUACUAUUUCUUAUAUUUCUAGAUUGCAAUUCCUACGUUUGUGCACCUCGUAACUGCGUUAUCCAACAAAAUGGUGCAAGCAACAUUUCAACAAGCUGCCGUUUACUGUUUGGACAGAGUAAAAGAAAUUGUCGGAAGAAAUAAAUUUGACCACUAUCUUGAAACAUUUCAUCCAAUUAUUAAAAAGGUAAGUCGAAUGAUUGAACGAUUUUUUUUGACUGCACAUAUACGAGUAUUACAGUAUAUAUUAGGUAUAAGGUAGUAUGUACAUAUUAUGCUGUACACAAUAAUAUUAUUAGCAGUGGCGUGUUGGCCGUGAUUUUGAGGGGCAAUUGCCCGAUAAUUUUAAGUGGUGGGUGGUUGGGUGCCUGGUGGUUGAGUACUGGAGUCUGUGGAGAAAUUGUAGUACAAGAUUAACUUCAUCAGAAUAUGUCAUAUGAUAUUAAAUAAGAAUAAUCAAAUUAAUAAUAAGUAUUCUAGGAAAAGCCAUCAUUAUCAUGAUAAUGAUCAAUGCCUAAGAGUCGAGGGGUAGUGGUAGGUCAUUAAAAAAAAAUGAAUUGCCCUUAUAAAAUAUUUCACUUCGCCAUGCCACUGAUUAUUAGUUUUAACACUUUUAAAAAAAUGGUUCAAGGAAGUACUUUUAUCACGCGCCUAAUAGGUAAGUACAAUAUAUAUAUAUUAUAUACAUAUAUAAAUAUUUCACUGCAUACUUGGUUAUUAAUUGUGUGUAAAUAUAGUUUGAUGCGAUUAUUUAGACAUAGAAAAUCAUAGAUUAAAAAUGUCUACUUACUUACUCAUAUAUAUAUAUAUAUAUGAGUAUAUCUUAUGAUAGAUUUAGGUAAUUAUGUUUUGGCUAUACCAUACAUCAUAAUAUUAAUUAGGUUAUUACCUAAAUAACUAUACAAUAUAUAGGACAUAGGUAUAUAAAAUCACAUUUCAUAUUUAAAUUUUUAUUAUAGGACUUCGAAGUGUUAUGUGAAGUUUAUCGAAUAUCCUCUUCGUCUGGUCGAGAUUCUUCUAUGUCUUCUUAUGACGACGAAGACGACGUAGAAACACCAAAAACGCCCAAAAGAGUAACGUUUGGCGGGGAAUUAAUUAAAUUUCGGAGCCCUGACAUUUCAGAUGAUCCUGAGGCAAUAAUAAUCAAACGCACUGCAAUUCCUAUCCCAGUGAAGCCUGCAUUAAACGCACCAAAACACCCUAAAGAUGAUGUGAAUAAAAAAUCAACGAAAUUACCACUUUCACGACAAGUGAGUACCUAGUUACAUACUUUAUUAUUUAUACAUUAUUACAUUUUUAAAUAAUAUAAAUCAUGUGGCAUAGUUAUUAUUUUAUUUUAUUUUUAUACCUACUAUUACACCUUUAGAUAGAUACCUAUAGUACAUGGACAUAUAAUGAUAGUACAGGCAUGUGCCAUAAUUAAUGCCUAUUAAUAUGAUAAUUAAUUUUAUAGCAAUUCAUACCAUAACUAUUAUAUUUGAAUUUCAAUAAAAAAUUAUUAUUUACAUCCUAUAGUUGAAUUUAUGAUUUUAUGAUCAGAUUCAUUAAUUAUAGCUAAUAUUUUAAGUUUUUAGGUUUUAGAUUUAUGCUUCUUGUAAUGUGUUCACUGUUAUUUAUUAAUCAUCGGUAUUUUUUAUUGAAUAUUGUAGAUCUAUUAUAAGCUUGAAUAACAAAAUUGACCAAUAUCACUAAUCUAAGGUCACUUAGAGGCAAUAAAAUAUCGUGGUGGCUUAAAAACCUAUGACCCUUUAAAUGGCAUAAUUCCCAAAUCUUGAACAUAAAAUUUUACAACGUUUUAAGUGAUUCUAAAUAAUUUUAAGAUGUGUUGACCUGAAUUAGAUCUUGCGCAUGUCUAUGGGAAUUAAAAUAAAAGUCGUUUGAAAUUGUGUUAGCUGCUUUUAUAAUAAUCGUACCUACCUAUACCUAAUUAAUAUAUAUAAUUUAUAAGUCUUGUUUGAAAAUGUAAAUUUAUACGGACGUUAACACGGAGUUCCUGUACACUCACGUAUACUGAAUACAUGCAAAUUUACUUUCUUUGUUCAUUUGUUUUAGUGUUAUCCACGUAUUCACGAGAAUACGUGAAAAUACGUGAAAUAUGCAUUUAUACAUAAAUAAUUAUAUGUGUACAAGAUUUGUUAGGUACAUUACUUUAUAGAUUUGAAUGUUCAUUUUCCAUAAAUAUACGUUUAUGUGAAAUAAGAAGCAUAAGUAUAUUGUAUAGUAGGUUUAAAAAAUUUAGAUAAGCUCGAGCAAUGGACAUAAUAAAAUCAAACACCAAUAAGUAUUUAAAGUACAAUAAUAUUAAUUAUUAAAAUUAUAAUUACAAUUUUGAAGUCCAGGGGUGUAGAUGCAUCCGUACUUAUAUAUCAUUACCAAUUAUGUGAGUUGUUCUCAAACUACUAUAAUAUAAUACCUACUAUUUAUCUAUUUAUAGCUUCGUGUUCUCUUAUACUCCUUCCAUCUAUUUGGGAUCAGCCACUUUGGUACUAACAGCGAGUAUUAUUAAUAACUGUCAUCUUUCCAUUUGAUUCACUCUCUCACAUUAUCUACAGACACCUCUGAUGUUAGUUUUUAUAUCAGUAAACCACUCGCAAACGUUUUUAACCUUCUCCUUUUUAGUCUUUCCGACUUUUCUAUGACUCCUUCCGUGUAAAUUCAUUCGUAAACUACUCUUACACAGUCUAAUCUUAUAGUUUUGCCUCAUAUUUAUAAUCAAUUUAAUUUGUUAUUAAGAAAUGUAUACAAAAAUUAAUUACUACGUUAUUCUCGUGUAUCUAUUCAGAUAAAUCGAUCAUGUACUUAUAUAGGUAGUUACGUAGUAUAAACUAUAUAGUAUAAAAGUAUUUUAGAUUUAGGUCUUGAUAACGUCCGAGAGUUUUUCCGACUCGUGGCGUGAUAUGGUUUUAGACGUUGCAGGUACCUACCGUUAAAUAGGUCGAAAUCAAAACAUUAGUCACGAAAUACAAAUGACGUCCUACAUUAAGGGGUUAAAAAUUAACAUUUUUGCGUGUUACCUACCGGUGUUUACUUUUGACGUACCUACCUAUAACAGUAGAAGUAAGAGUAACAGCAGCAAUGAAAAUAUAAAUAACAAAAAUGGGUCAAAUUAAUAUUCUUUAUAUGAAGCACCUAGUUGUUUAUCCUUUACUUAAUAAUAAUACGACUUACGAUUACAUAAUAUUAACCGUACUCGUAUCAUAAUAAUGCUUAGAUAGGUAUUAUAAAACAAUGUAGCGAUGAUACAGAAUGUAGUUAGGUGCCACGUAAAUUAUUUCAGGUCAUUACGGAUCAAUAUAGUAAAGUCAGUUUUUAAACAGAUAAAGAAUUGUACAAUUUUAGGUUAAUGGGAAAUUAUGGCUAUUAUUAUAGUGACCAAGCGCGUAAUGGUGUUUGACAGGAAAUCUAUAAAACGGUUUUGACCGAGGGUGAAUAACCCCCAAUAUUUGCGAUUAAAUAAUAAUAUUAUGUUUAAGUACCUACCUAUAUUUUAUUUAUUAUUUAUAGGUAGGUACCUAUACAUAUAUAUAUACAAUUAUAAAUCAACAUAUCCUUAACAAAGUUGUCUGUUUUUUGUCAUUUUAUAUUCUUAGACCGAAUUUCGAGACUCCGGUAAUUAUUUUUAUCACAAACCAACUAUCAACCAAGUGAGACCAAACACCUUACCGCCUUUACGACAGUCAAGUAUUUAUGCUACGAAUAAGUAUUCGAAUCUUUAAAUUUGUAUUCAUUCGUUUUUUUUUUCUGUAACUUUUCAGAUUUCAAACGAUUUUCAAGUUCUCAAAUAGGUCCGUUGUUAGGCACUCCAUUCAAACGGAAAUUGGAUGAUAGGUAGGUACAUUAGGUGUUUCUAUUUUGAAAACAAUUCAUUAACUUAUCGAUUGUAGUAUUAUUAUUGUCUAUUAUUGUCUACCUAGUUACCUAUACAAAUAUUUUAUUUUUUAGAAUACCGUUUAAUAAGGGAUUUUUCUCCCCGCACGCUAUUCUUUCUACUGGAAGGAGUUCAUUCGAUGUUAGUAUACCUAAUAUUUUUUAUUAAACCGUUGCCUAAUUUACCUUAUAAUUGUACACGGUACACACUAUAUUCAAUGUUAUAUCUAUUUACCUAAAACCUCAGUUAGACGCUUAGUACUCAUUAAAUUUCACGAACGAUUUCUGUAAUUCGAGUAUGUAAAUUUAUAAAAAGAUAGGUAGAUCUCUUAUUCUUUUUUUUUUUGCAAUGUAUUAAUAUAAGUGUAUAUAUACAAUGUAUGUUAUUUGAUAUGUAUAUUAUACAUAUCAGAUACUUAUACUGCCUUAAGCAAUAACGCCGUAUGUCCAAACAAAUUGAAAAAUUUGUUAUAUUCAUCAAACAAAUCAUAAAACUUAGACCCUUUAGAUGAAUAAUCCGUAUGUCUGAUAUACUACCUAUCCUACAAAGAGACUAUUAGCAAUAUCCAGCGCCGCGGUCUUGGCGCAGAGCUAAAUAAAAAAAAAAAAAAAAGAGCUCGUGCGUCGAUCGUAGUAUUACACGAGACGGCUAACUCUUAUUUAACCCGUGUAAUUUUACGACAAAUAGUCCGACGGUCGGACUCCGACCUCUCUGUAGCCUAAACCAAUGAACUGAUUGUUUUUUAAUUUGCACGGGUUGAUCAGUAUGUUUAGUAGAUGAAACUUUUGUAAAUUCAAAGUUGAUCGAAUGAUUACAGCCUGAGUAAUAUGCAAAAGUAUUAGUAUUGUUUUUACACGAACCGCUGUUUUUUUUCGACGAUAGCCGUUUGCGAUGAAUAAAAAACAAUUUUGUUUAUUUAUUUUAUCGCUGUAUUCCUAAGGUACCAUUUUCCAGCAACAUUCAAAAUAAGCUAUAUUCAUAGCUAUACAUCAUAAUAUAUUAAUUUACUUAAUCCAUAAAUAACAAAAGAAAUUUUUUCCUCAUAAUUUUCCAUUCGAAAAAAAAAAACAAGUUAACUAUGUCCAAAAUUUUAAUAAAAAAUAAGUGAUAUCCCAACAAAAACCCUCCGUCAACUAUGUGUAAAAACCUCGCUAAAGAAAAAACAACUCGAGUAAAAAAAGUUGUGAUAUCAAAAAAGGGCUAAGUAAUUUCUUAAAUUGAUUAGUAUAGAAAUUGUUUGUAUUUGAUGAAGUGCGAUAAUUGUUUACAUAUAAUUUAACUUAGCUAGGCGGCUACUCACAGUAUAUACUUAAAUUGUAUUAUGGUAAUAUUAAUAAAUUAUAAAAUGGGAAUGUAAAUAUUAGUAGCCGUCAAACUAAGUUAAAUUAUUGCAUUUCAUCAAAUAUAAACAAUUACAAACAAUUUCUAUACUAAUGAAUUUAAUAAAUUACUCAGCCCUUUUUUGAUAUAAUAACUUUUCUAACUUGAGUUUUUUUUCUUUAGCGAGGUUUUACACGUAGUUCACUGAUGGUUUUUGUUGGGAUUUGUUUUGACAUAACACAGUAAAUGGUCGAAAAUAUAUUUUAACUAGAUAAAAAUGCCGUAUAAUUAUGAUGUCAGGCAAAAUAUACUUUGAUUUCGUAUAUUUUAUUGAUGAAUCAUCAAUUAUUGAUUUCUAAAAUAAAAGUAUGAAAUUAAAUUGUACUAGUCAUAUCACAUUCGAUAAAUUCGGUCGUACACGGUAGAUGCCGGAUGAAAACAAAAUAUUUUGUUGUAUAGGUAACAUGUGUGUAUACUUUAUAAUUUUGGAAAAUUCCACUGAAAUCCGGAUGUAGUCUGACCAUUUCUGUCGGUCGAAUUUUGUUCACUAAAUGAUCGAAUAAUUUGGCAGAUGUCCAAAAAAUAAUCGACCGAUAUGGGGUCUAGUCUAUCCAUCGUCUUAGUGUAUUAAUCUACAGAUUUUAAUUUUUAUCAUACUGUAAGAAGUAAUAUGAGGUGUUAUGAAUUUUAGAAAAUGCAAAAUACAAAAAUACGUUUUUUUCAAAAACUUUAUUUAGUGACUUACGGCGUUUUUGAUAAUGAGGGCAGUUAAAUAUAGCUAUAUAGUGAUGGUUUCCAAAAAUAUUAUUCCUAUUACUCCAGUAAAAUUCCAGUUAAGAAUCCACAAUACAAGGGUUUUAAUAUUAUAAAUAAUAAGAUAGAUGUCAAUUUUAAACUUAAUUAAUUUAAUAAAUUUCAAAAAUUUUAAAUCUCUUCAAAGUGUUUGUAAAUUGUAUGUACUUACUAUAUAAUCAUUAACACAUUAUUUGGUCGGUUGGUCUACCAAGAACUUAAAAUCGUAAUGAUAAAUUUAAAAAUAUUGUUAUCUCUAUUUGCUAUAUUUUAUUUAAUACAAUUUGAUUAAAUAAUUAAUUACCCUGGGUUUGUUUAUAUCUUAAGUGACCAUCUAAAAUGUAAACAUAUUUAGAAGCAAGUUAGAUUAAUAGGUAAUUUUGAUUAUAAUUCAUUAUUUUGUCACAUUUGAUUAAUUCUUCUGAUAGUUUGUAGGUGAUAUAUAAUAUAACAAAAAAAAUGUAUAAACAUUAGUCAUCACGAUCACAUUUUAAGCGACUGGGAUAGCGACUAAAUACGUCCCAUAAAGUUCAUUGUAGUUUUGACUCUUAAUAUUUUAAAGCACACACACACACACAUACACACUACAUGGCAACCACUGUUGUACAUAUUGUUCGAUAUCAUGUUUUAUUUUAUUCACUUAAUUUUGGUACUUCUUUAGUAUUCACAUAUUAUUUCAAUAUGUUUCACUCUGUACAAAUAUUUAAAUUUUAAAUUGGUUUAUAUUGUACAAAAAUAAUUUUUUUAAUCUGAUUAAAUUGCAAUUCAUAAGUAAUUAUAGCAAAAUAAUUUAAUUAGUUAUCAUAUUGAUUAUAAUUGUAAUUUUUUGUUUAUUUUAGAAAAAUUAUAGAAAUACAAAGAAUAUGAAAAUAAAUGAAGCAAGUAAAAAGUGA